Messenger RNA from Giardia duodenalis, 969 nucleotides. Its product is annotated as Replication factor C, subunit 4. Gene Ontology annotation, molecular function: DNA binding; DNA clamp loader activity; ATP binding. Gene Ontology annotation, biological process: DNA-templated DNA replication; DNA repair. Gene Ontology annotation, cellular component: DNA replication factor C complex; nucleus. The transcript has a single exon. Lineage: Eukaryota; Fornicata; Diplomonadida; Hexamitidae. The record is from RefSeq and is a predicted model, not a curated record. Bases 1 to 969 code for a protein of 322 amino acids.
AUGAAGGCACUCCCAUUCAUCGAGCGGUACCGCCCGCGCACCCUCGACGGGCUCAUCGGGAACCCGGAGAUCCUCGCGCGCCUUCGCUACUUCGCCGCACAGGGGAACCUCCCGAACAUCCUUUUCGCCGGCGGGCCUGGGCUCGGGAAGACGACGAUCGCUCUUUGUCUGGCCAACCAGAUGCUUGGUGCACAUCGCAGUGUGGCCUUCCUCGAGCUUAACGCGUCGGACGAGCGUAAUGUCAGCGAUAUCCGGGCCAAGGUCAAGACCUUCGCCCAAAAGCAAGUAACUCUUCCCGCGGGUAUCCAGAAGCUCGUUUUCCUCGACGAAUGCGAUGCAAUGACAGAGGCCGCCCAGCAAGUCCUUCGCCGCAUUAUGGAUGACGAGACUGGCUCCACGCGCUUCUGUCUCGCAUGCAACAACAUCUCGAAGGUUAUCGAGCCUGUCCAAUCGCGGUGUUGUGUUCUCCGCAUCAUGCCUGCUACGCAAGCAGAACUUAUCAAAUAUCUACAGGAGAUCUGCGAAAAGGAAGGGGUUAAGAGCGACACCGAGGCACUCAAGGAGCUUAUUUCUAUCUCUGGGAACGAUGUUCGCUCAUGCCUCAACAGCCUGCAGCUGGUUGCAGACGCUAACAACAAGGUAAUUACAGUGGCCGGUGUUCAGAAGGCUCUCAGCACUAUAGAUGUUAAGGUUAUUGAUCAGGUUAUGAAGCUCCUGACAUCCGGCAAGUUUGACGACGGAUGGAUGCUUAUAGAUAACCAGCUCAACGAAGGUUACAAUUACGACGAUAUCUACAACGCGAUGUUUCGCUAUGCCCUUAACAGCGAAACAGAAAUUAAUGACGUGGUGCGGGCUAGUAUGCUUCGAAUUCUCGCCAGUUUACAUGCAAAGAGCAAGACAACCGUUUCAAGUCCCUUGCAGCUAUGUCGUCUGCUGGCUGAGCUCUUUCUUCAACUUUCUCCGCACUAG